Molecule: messenger RNA, 813 nt
Organism: Egretta garzetta (little egret)
Lineage: Eukaryota; Metazoa; Chordata; Aves; Pelecaniformes; Ardeidae
Exons: 5
Coding region: 1-768 (255 amino acids)
Molecular function (GO): peroxiredoxin activity
Source: RefSeq, a predicted model, not a curated record
AUGUGGUGGUGGGGAAAGGUCCUCCCUCCCCAGGCCGCCGAGUUGACACGUGUCUUUCCAAAUAACAAACUUCCCUCCUUCCUUUCUCCCCAGCUUCUGCCUUUCAUAGCCUCAGGGGGACGCUGGAGGCAGCCCCAGGUGGCCUGCAGCACUAAGGAAGAAAGCGCUGCAAGAACCGUCGGGCGGUACCCGGUACCCAACAAGAAGGACAUGCCAUAUGACAUCGUGGAGCUCAUGGAGGAAGUAGAAAUGAAGACUGGAUUUCUGCCCAAUGUGUUCAAAGCCAUGUCUCACCGACCUGCUGAAUUCAGAGCUUUUUUUGCUUAUUACAAUGCCAUUAUGAACAAAGACACAGGGCGACUCAGCAAGGCAGACAAAGAGCUCAUAAUUGUGGCUACAAGCGCUGUGAAUAGAUGUCCCUACUGUGUGGUUGCACAUGGAGCACUUCAUCGGAUAUAUUCUAAGCAGCCAGCGCUGGCUGACCAGGUCAUUGUGAACUGGAAGCUGGCUGACCUGAGUGACCGGGACCUGGCAAUGCUGGAGUUUGCUCUUGCAGUCUGUCGAGCUGAUAACAUCACUGAAGAGCAUUUUCAGAAGCUGGAGAGGCAUGGUUUUGACCGUGAAGAUGCCUGGGACAUAGGCAUGAUUUCUGCUUUUUUUGCUAUGUCUAAUCGCAUAGCUCAUUAUAUUGACCUGCGCCCAAACAAGGAAUUCUACACCAUGGGCAGGACGCCCUGUGGAGAGAAGGGGGAUGCUGAGCACGCCUGACGUGGCUCUCUGAUGCGCUUCCAAGAUUGAUGAAUCUCCUGGUUA